AUGGCAGAUAAUAUUCGAUCAAUGCGAAUGUCAAUAAUCAAUGAUAAAAUAUUUCAAUGUGUUCAAUCAACCUGUUUACCAUUUCUUAAUCUCACGACAUCCAGUAUUCUUCAAUGUCAAAUCGAUUGUUUAAACAGAAAUCAAUGCAUGGUAGUUACUUUCUAUAAAUCAAACUUACAGUGUCAAUUAUUUAAUGAUUCAUUAAAUCAAAAUGGAAAUAUGUCAAAUGAAAUGAAUGUUGUUACAAUGAUUUCAAUUGUUGGAACACGAUAUCCACCCGAUCUAACUCUGAUUCCAACAUCAACAACAUCCACGUCAUCAUCAACAUCAUCCACAUCAUCCACAUCAUCAUCAACAUCAACAUCAUCAUCGUCAUCAACAACAACAGAAGCACCACGUGGUAAGUAG
This is a messenger RNA of Adineta ricciae, 408 nucleotides long. The record is from the annotation of a GenBank genome assembly. NCBI's taxonomy places the organism in Eukaryota, Metazoa, Rotifera, Eurotatoria, Adinetida, Adinetidae.